Molecule: messenger RNA, 2513 nt
Organism: Vespa crabro (European hornet)
Lineage: Eukaryota; Metazoa; Arthropoda; Insecta; Hymenoptera; Vespidae
Product: dnaJ protein homolog 1
Exons: 2
Coding region: 235-1299 (354 amino acids)
Biological process (GO): negative regulation of transcription by RNA polymerase II
Cellular component (GO): cytosol
Molecular function (GO): protein-folding chaperone binding
Source: RefSeq, a predicted model, not a curated record
UUCCGGAAACUCGUAGAAGCAAAUUUUGUAUAUAUGGGCUGCGCAGCUUACGCGACACUUUAGUACGUGACGAGAGAAGCUGAAGGUUGCUUCGAUUUCUCUGCCAGAUUAACAUAUAUUAUCGAACAUUCUACAAAACUUAAACGAAAAGCGAAUCGAGUGAAAUUCGUGACGCUUAAAAGAGCGAUCGUUCUAUUGGACGACAGAUAUACCUAAUUUCGAAGGUUUAUAAAAAUGGGGAAAGAUUAUUACAAGAUAUUAGGGAUAGCAAAAGGUGCCAGUGACGAUGAAAUAAAAAAAGCUUACAGAAAAUUAGCUUUGAAAUACCAUCCGGAUAAGAACAGAAGUGCCGGUGCCGAAGAGAAAUUUAAAGAAAUAGCUGAGGCAUAUGAAGUACUUUCAGAUACAAAAAAGAGAGAAGUUUAUGAUAGGUACGGGGAAGAAGGUUUGAAGGGUGGAGCAUCUGCCGAUGGAGGUAGUGGCAGUGCAUCGUACACUUUCCAUGGAGAUCCGCGUGCAACUUUUGCGCAAUUCUUUGGCUCUGCAACGCCCUUCCAAACGUUCUUCGAAUUUGGAGGACCUACUGUCACGCGCUCCUACGAUCUUCAUGACGAAGACAUGGACAUGGAAGAUCCAUUUGGUUUUGGAUUUGGACUGGCUCGUCAAGCAGGUGGACAAGGAAGUGCUUUUCGAUCUCAUUCAUUCAAUUUUGCUGAACCUACGACAGUUAAAGGAGGUAGUAAAGAUCGUGUUCAAGAUCCAGCUAUAGAACAUGAUCUCUAUAUAAGUUUGGAAGAAAUAUUACGUGGAUGUACUAAAAAGAUGAAGAUUUGCAGAAGAGUCGUUCAAGCCGAUGGGACUACGAAAAAGGAGGAUAAAGUCCUUACGAUUAACGUGAAACCAGGUUGGAAGGCUGGUACAAAGAUUACUUUUCAAAAAGAAGGAGACCAAGGUCGUGGAAAGGUUCCAGCUGAUAUUGUUUUUAUCAUUAGAGAUAAACCCCAUCCAAUCUUCAGGAGAGAAGGCAGUGACAUCAGAUAUACAUGUAAAAUAAGCUUGAAACAAGCUUUAUGCGGUACCAUCAUAGAAGUUCCUACGCUCAUAGGAGAGAAAAUCAGUAUAAACUUAACAAGAGAGAUUGUAAAGCCUAGUAUCGUAAAGAGGAUUCAAGGACAUGGUUUGCCAUUCCCAAAAGAGCCAUUAAAGAAAGGUGAUCUUCUGGUUUCAUUCGAUAUUAAAUUCCCAGACACACUAUCGCAAAGUGCUAGGGACAUUUUGUAUGAUACUCUACCAAACUGAAUGUCCGCAAUGGGGAAAAUAUCAAGAGGAUAUGCAUUAUUUUAAGAGCCAAUCCUCCGAUUGUCCUGACCGAUGAAGUUAUAGAUAUGCAUGUACGUUCUAGUACAUAAUAAAGUGAAGUCAAUGAACGGCGUCUUCAAGGUGAAACAAAUCUAAUUUCACCUUAUGAAUAGUAAAAUGUGAUUUCUUACAGGAUUCGGUCACAAAAAAUGUCUUACUUGAAAUUUUGUUAAGCUUUUAUAGCUGUUUGGUUUAGGUCAAGAGUUAAAGGUCUGUUAUCUAUUGUAAAAUGAAACAUUAUCUGUCUUUGCAUAUGGUAAGAAUCCUAAGUAUUGAUUAAGAUCGAAUAUGUUAAGUUAUACAAUUAUAGAAUGAGACUCGUUAAGAUAAAAAUAUUUUGUGCGGUUGCUGGUCUGAAUUAUUUGUUUGUACGUUUUAUGAAUGAGUAAUUUGCGUGCUAUAUGAGUGAAAGGUGUAUGCUGCGUACGUGAUUGCGUUGAAGUGCACUUCGCGUUGAUGGUGCGUGUUAUUGGCAAUUCUGCACAAGUAUGUCAAAAACAAGCCACCGAUCAUUGUGUUCAAACGCAAAUAAGAAAUUCUUCUAUAUAUAUGUACCCAUUCAGCUUCAAUUAUAAUAUACUAGAUGUAUAAUAAGUUAAAAAUAGAAUAAGGUAGAUAUUCACAGUAUCAGCCUGUAAUAAUAUCCAUUGUAAUCUCAUUAUUCUCUAGUACAUAUAUGAUAAGUGGAAUCUUUUGUCAUACUUAAGCAGAAUUGCUCAUAAAACGUACCAACCUUUCUAAUGGCGGAAUCAGUUUUCUUAUGCUAUACAUCUCCUUAAGUUUAAUGAUUGACUAAUUAUUUGUACACUAAAAUAAUAUGAACAAUCUAAAUUAUGGAAUACGCGUAUAUUUUUUUUUUCUUUUUUUUCUUUUUUUUUCUUUUUUUUUUUUUUUUUUUUGUUUUUGUUUUUUUUUCUCUCGUUUAUAAAUCCUUUUGCCAUCAUUGGUUUCUUCGCAUUGUGGUGGGUAUUAUAAUAACAUAGGUCUAAAAAUAAACCACACAAUGAGUGAUGUCACCGAUCGAGCUUUCGAGAGACAGUUAUGGGACAUGUGUAUACAAAUCUAAUAGAAGUUCAUAUGUAGUGCUCGAUCUGAAAUACAUAUUGUUUUGUAUUUAUUUCACAAUUGCAGAUUAAUACAUGUGUUGUUCUAUA